AGGCGCAGGCGCAGCGCAGAGCAGACACAUCUGUCCUGUUAGCGCCAGGCUUGGCAUUGAAAAUUGCGCGUAACUAGGGGGCAAUGGGUGGGCGAAAGGCCCUGAUCCAGGAAUCUUGGCCAUCCACCUUUUUGGUGCGUUCGUGUCUUCGGGAAUUCGGAACCUUAUUAGUUAGUGUCCCGCCUGUGAAGGUAUUACCAAGUGUGAUCUCCAAGUAAAACGGGGUUAAGAGCAGAGGACAUGUACCAGGGACUUGAGUUUCGUGCAAAGACUAGAUAGAGAAUGUGUUCUCCUCAAGGCAAGAUUUAAUGCAGCGAGGGCAUACCUUGAAGAUCAGUAAAGAGUGUUAAUGCAAAGAAACCUCACCAAAGAAAACAUCUUCUCAUAUAAUUGAGAAAUCCGAGGCUGAAUCUAUGUUGUCAGAUGAACUAGAAUCCAGACCCGAGUUGCUGGUACAGUUUGUCCAGAAUACUUUUAUACCCUUAGGCAAAGGGUUUGAGGAGCCAGAACAGGGUGCUGCCCAACAUCUGCCUCCAAGCAAAGCCAGUGAGAGCACGUUAGACAACCAAGCCCCAGUCUCGGGUGACCCCUCUGCCUCUGAUCCUGCAGUGCUAAUUCGAACCGAGGCAUCUGAUGCCAGGAGCGCAACUGCUUCCAGUGAAAACGCGGAUGGGAGCACUCCAUGGUACCUCCGUGUACAGGAAUUGGCGCAUGAUAGUCUCGUAGCUGCGACCAGGGCAGAACUGGUGAAGGAUUCAAAAGGAGAGUCCGCAAACAACGGUAACUCAUCUAGCUGUAAGGAAGACUUGACACCCGACCUGCAGCACGCCCCCCCACGGAAUGAGAAGACUCUGAAGUGCUGUUACGAUGGAUGUAGCAGGACUUUCCUCUGGCACGCGCACUUGAAAUACCACCUGAAGACACACAAGAACGAUCGCUCCUUCACCUGCCCAAAGGAUGGAUGCGGGAAGAGUUUCUACGUACUGCAGAGGUUAAAGGUCCACAUGAGGACUCACAACGGGGAGAAGCCCUACAUCUGCCCCGAGGCCGACUGUGGGAAGAAGUUUACAACAGCCGGCAACUUAAAGAACCACAUGCGAAUUCACACUGGAGAGAAGCCAUUUGUUUGUGAGGCGGGAAGCUGCGGGCGCUGUUUUACAGAAUACUCCAGUCUUCGUAAACACAUGGUCAUACACUCAGGUGAGAAGCCUUACCGUUGUAGUAUUUGCAGCAAGACUUUUUCUCAGAGCGGCAGCAGGAAUGUCCACCUGCGGAAAUACCACAAUGUCUUUGUACCCCUCAGCGACCAAGAAGAAGCCACAGCACACCCACUGGCUGAUACUGGUGCGGCAAAUGAGCCAGAGUUACCUGCUGGACUUCCGGUAGCUACGGCUACUGUGGCGCCGCCAUCAAGCCUGGAAGCACAGCCUUUGGUGUUACCGCAUAGUAUACUUGGAGCAGAGGAGGAAGUGUUACCUGAGAAUUCUCCUUCGGUUUCUUGCACAGCAACCACAGCAUCCGUUGUAGUUCUACCGCAACCGCAUCACCUGGUUACCAUAGCAACCACAGGACAUUCUUUCGAGGAAGUAGUCACCGUGAUAAUACAGUGAAUGCCAACGGGUCCUUUUUUUUUAAAUGGAGGUUGAGAGCUCUACAGUGGCUAAAGAACAUUGCAAAAGUGAAGCUGCUCCCGAAGAGAAUCAAACUGUUCCCCUUGAUCACAGCUUGACAGCCUCUCUCAUUAACUAAAAUGACUAACCUGGGCAUAGGUUCACCUGUGAUUAUGUGUGAGAGAGAGAGAGAGAGCAGGUAGUGGUGGGUAUGUUUUUCUUUAUCUUGUUCUUCUUGAGGUAUUUACCCAUGAAUGCACGAUCCUGAUGAUGUCCUCUGUGAAAGAGAUUAAGCAUAUUCUGACCACUUUUCUCCUUGGAGCAGUCAAGAAAAAGACGUCCAGUAUUUAUUUACAAUGAGCCACUUAAUUUCACAUGCUGGGUUACAAUGAGCUCCGUUAGCUCAACAUGUAGAUCCGGAUAUAAGUGGGUACCGGUAGAAUCCUUGAUAUAUCCUGUCCUCCAUGGCCCGUGCUCAAAAAGUUGUCCUCUUAAGGUCUCAUUCCUGUGAAGCCACUUGUGCCGUCGUCUGAGCUGUGCAUCCCCACCGUCCUGAGAGUGACAGCAAGCCUGAAGAAGUGGGUGGCCUGUGGCUACAAGUGACGGAGCUGCCGACUUUGCCUUCCUGGUGAAUGUGUAGGUUUAGUGAUGGAUUUCAGUGCAGGCUUUGCGUGCGAGUUAUUAAAAUGUCUUCCCCUUGCCUAGAAUCCGGUUUGAAUGCUACCCGUGUGCAUGCAAAAUACUGGUAUGAUAUGUGCAAGUGACUUUUGCUAUACUUGGGUUAAAUAAAAGAUGGUUAUGCCAUCAGUCCUGAGACCUGCGUUCAGAAUACUUGGAGCCUUACCGUUCAAAUGUAGCAUGGUAGGGUUGGCACAUCAGAGUUCCACUUCACUGCUUCAGGAAGUAGCACAGCUCAGAUUUUGUUGCAGUCUCCUCUCUGCUGUGAUUUCCUGUUUUGCAUCAAAUUGUUUUGGAGAGGCAGUAAGCAGAGGUAAUCGAACAGAAAGUCGAAAAGAAAGCUACCCUCCACUUCCACUUGCGCCUUCUUGACAGCGCUGGAGGAGGUCUGGAAAAUAAAUCGGUGUGGCUCAAGGAGGUGGUUGGUGCCAAGAAGUGGAGAGGAAUGUUGAAGAGUAAGAUGGAACUGAAUAUGAAGCUAGGCUUGGUGGAUGAAUGGUUGUUUGGAUAGUGAGCCAGACAGACUGAAAUGUCCAAGUCUCAAUCCUGUUCUUGCCAUGAUAGGUAGUGGGGUGGUAUCAAUUGCCAGCUCAGCUGGGGAGGCUUCUCCCGAUCAUCAUUCAGUGACUUCCUGAUGAAAUGUGAAUGCAAGAUGACAACCGAAUCGGGCUGGGCUGUGAUCUUCCUAGUGUUGGAAUAGCCUGAGUCACGAAUGAAGAAUGGCCAUUCAAGUGAAUGGGAGGGUGCCCGGUGUCCAUGGAAUUGUUCCCUCCCAGCACAGUUGGCACCUUCAGGAGAGAAAAUUAGAAAUAUGAAAAUCUUUUGUUUCAGGUCUAUUGCCCAUGUGACAUCUUCAAGUGUUAACAAGAAACAUGGUGCUGCAGAAUUUAAAAACGUGAUUGUGAAAUGUGUAUGUUAUACACCAAUAAUGGAGGUGUCUAAAAGCCUCCCUAGCCUUGCCUUGUAACUGUGAGGUGGUCAUGAGUUUCAAGUUGUGAUAUUCCAUGUUAAGGAAUUUUGUACUGCAUUUGAAUAACCUUUAAAGGUUCAUAAAAGUUUGAAACAAUCGGGAUUCAGAAAUCAGGAAUAUUGACUAGUAGUAGCACUGAACUUUAUUUUGGCCAUUGCCAAAUCCUGAUUUCUCCUAAGUCUUCAAUUUUUUUUUGGUUCUAUUUGCAUUCCUAUAAAUUUUCCCUUGAGUUUUAUUUUGAGGACUGUCACUGUCCUCAGUGAUGGAUGAAUACAGUGCCCCUGUUCAUAGGCAGGUAUACGCUUGAAGCAGAUGGUUUUGUGUUUUGACAAUUUAAUGGUACUAAUCUUUUUUAAUAAAUGACUGUAAAUCUGAAA
This is a messenger RNA of Carcharodon carcharias (great white shark), 3635 nucleotides long. It is a transcript of the gene znf410, whose product is annotated as zinc finger protein 410. NCBI's taxonomy places the organism in Eukaryota, Metazoa, Chordata, Chondrichthyes, Lamniformes, Lamnidae. The record is from RefSeq and is a predicted model, not a curated record. Gene Ontology annotation, biological process: central nervous system development; regulation of transcription by RNA polymerase II. The coding region runs from base 414 to 1610 and encodes 398 amino acids. The transcript is spliced from 12 exons. Gene Ontology annotation, molecular function: DNA-binding transcription factor activity, RNA polymerase II-specific; RNA polymerase II cis-regulatory region sequence-specific DNA binding. Gene Ontology annotation, cellular component: PcG protein complex; nucleus; transcription regulator complex.